Jaculus jaculus (lesser Egyptian jerboa) is the source of this 1075-nucleotide messenger RNA. It is a transcript of the gene Adm2, whose product is annotated as adrenomedullin 2. Gene Ontology annotation, biological process: regulation of systemic arterial blood pressure; adenylate cyclase-activating G protein-coupled receptor signaling pathway; positive regulation of heart rate. The record is from RefSeq and is a predicted model, not a curated record. Lineage: Eukaryota; Metazoa; Chordata; Mammalia; Rodentia; Dipodidae. Bases 172 to 609 code for a protein of 145 amino acids. The transcript is spliced from 3 exons.
AGUGCAGCCGCGGUUUGUCCCACGCAGGACCCCAGAUGGCUAGCUAACCCUGAGACCCCGACCCACCCAGCAGAUUCCGCUACGUGAUCUGGGAACUGCCAACAGACCCCAGACCCACCGGCUCUUUUGGCGUGAGGGAUCCGCUCCCUGGCUGGCUCAGACCCGCCCGCCAUGGCCCGGCUCCGGACAGUCACGGUCACCCUCGGUUGCAUCAGCCUCCUCUACCUGCUCCCAGGCACGCUGUCUGGUGGCCUGAGGCUCGCCCGACCCAAGGAGCCCACAGCCCGGACUUCUUCCAGUGGCCUGCAGCCUCCUCAUCUUGCACCCUGGCCUGUAGUCUGGAAGCUUCACCAGGCACCACAGCCACAGGGGAGGGCCAAGCUGACCUCUGCUGUGGGUCAGCCUUUCCAACAUGGUGGCUCACGACACCCAAGUCCCCGGCGACAGUUGGGCCCCCGAAGGCCCCAAGCCCAGCUUCUUCGGGUAGGCUGUGUGCUGGGCACCUGCCAAGUGCAGAACCUAAGCCACCGCCUGUGGCAGCUUGUCCGGCCAUCUGGCAGGCGAGACUCAGCUCCUGUGGACCCUAGCAGCCCCCACAGUUAUGGCUGAGGUGGUUUCUGGCUUCUUCUAGCUAGAGGGCUGUACCCUGAUCCCAAAGCCACAGCUGAGUCCCCAACCUUGGCCCAAUCCCUCUGAAAUCCUGCAGGCAUCAGAUCUGCAGCAACUACGCCUACACAACUUUGGAUAUGUAAACCUAUGAGGAUUUGUGAAUCUACUCCACAGCAUCUGCUUCACCAGGGGCCUGUGUGCCCCAGAACGAUGUACACUCAGGGGACAGGCACUGGGCAGAGGUGGCUGGCAGCAUUAGAUCCAAAAAGGGCUUGAGAGUAGGAGUUGGCCCAAGGAAGUGGAGCAGAAGCCAGGGUCUUAAACACACAAGACCACCUCUGAGCAAGCAGGAGAGAGAGGCUGAAGUGGCCCCAUGUGGUCCCCUCUCCUACAGGGAAUUAAAAUGUGGCUAUGGGCCAAAGCUGUGGUUGCUCUCCUGUGCAGUUUGCCCUGUGCAUGUGCCUGA